UGUAUUAUUUCAAUUCGAUUGCCUAACAAAGUGUAUUACAAUUAUUCGCUCUACUGAAACAAAUACAUGCAUAAAGUUAAAUAUAUUGAUGUAUAUUGUUAUAGCUAUGGGAAAUCCUUGAAAUAUCUAAGUGUAACAUAGCUAUCAUCUAAAUAUUUUGUCAACAGAAUGUUCGAUUAACUGAUUAAGCGAUUAAGCCAACGCUAAGUACUAUAUAUAUAGAAACCACUAUAUAGUUCCUAUCGCCAAAUAAAAAGAAUGAAAGCAAAGAAUAAAAAAGGCACUUUAUAAAUUUCAAUGAUUGAAGAAAUGUUUGCUGAAUUUCAGUCGAAGUUUAGCAUGGAAAGAUAACACUCGUGUGCUUCCCAUAAUCCAUCAAAAUUGUUUAUUGGACCCCCUUGCUUUUACUAGCAAGAAGAAGAGAGUAAAGAAAGAGAGAGAGAGAGUCAAUUCUACAGCUCAUCAUGACGAGUUCAAAAGUGAAAGAAAAACAACCUUUACGCAUAUCUGUUGGUAACUCGAAUCUGGGAAAGAACUUACCACUAAAUCGUGUGAAAACCACUAAGUACACCUGGCUGACCUUUAUCCCAUUGAACUUCUAUGAGCAGUUCCGUCGUGCUGUCUACUUUUACUUUCUGAUCAUUACGAUCGUAUCGUUUUUCGUUAAUGAUACCAUAGAUCCCUUGACAUCAUUAUUACCUCUGCUUUUUGUUAUGAUCGUAACGGCACUUAAGGAGGGCCUAGAGGAUUAUUCCAGAUCGAAAAGCGAUCGAAUUGUGAACUCAGCAAAAGUAACUGUCAUCAGAAAUGGCAAGGAGCAGUGUAUUAAUUCAGAAUACAUUAUCCCUGGCGAUCUGGUGAUCGUGACCAGUGCCAACGAUGUACCAUGUGAUCUCGUCUUACUUCAUUCAUACGGCUCCGAAAACAUGUGUUUUGUCAACACUGCCAACUUGGAUGGUGAGACGAAUCUUAAGACGAUUUGUGGACCAUCCAACUAUGCCUAUUUAUCCCUCGAGCAUGAUAAGAAUCUGGGUAUUAUCGUUUGCGAGCCUUCGACCUCCGAUCUCUAUAGUUUUAAUGGUCGCAUUGAAUUUAAAACUGAUUCAAAUGGAGCUAUACCUUUGACCAUUGAUAACCUUCUGUUGAGGGGUGUACGGAUCAGAGGACAAGGUCGAGUCAUCGGUUGUGCUAUAUAUACGGGCAUGUCCACGAAACUCCAACUAAACAGUCGUUAUACGGGCAACAAAUCCGCUUCCAGCGAGCAAUACAUCAAUAAAUUCAUCAUAGCCCUCAUUGUCGGCAUGGUUAUUGUUGUCUUUAUACUAUAUCUUAUAGAGCGGCAAAAGGCAGCUAACGUCUAUCCGACUGUGUACUAUUUGGGUCCACUUCCCGAUUAUAAUGCGGUUCUACAAAUAUUCGAGGACUUUCUAUCCUUUUUGAUAUUAUUCAACUACAUGGUACCCAUUUCCAUGUACAUGAACAUUGAAUUGUAUCGUGUUUUCGGUGCGCUUUUCAUGAAAUCGGAUCUAUGUUUAUACGAUGAAGAGACAGAUCAACCUUGCAGCGUGAAUGCCUCCAACUUGAACGAGGAUCUGGGACAGAUAAAUAUAUUAUUCUCGGAUAAAACGGGCACUCUAACCAAAAAUCAAAUGAUCUUUCUUAAAUGUUAUACCGAAGGUACAAACUAUCAUCUCCAAAAUACACAAUUGUAUUGCCCAAAUACAGAUGAAAGAUACGAGUUAGGUUCGAUGAGCCCGGAGGUCUUGGAUUUCUUUGAGGCUCUCGCUUUGUGCCAUACGGUGGAUAUUUUGGAGGCCUACGAUGAGAGAUCUUCUACAGAAAGACAAUCUGAGCAUGAUAGUUUAAUAACGAGUGAUAUUAUAGGCAGAUACCAGGCAUCAAGUCCCGAUGAGAAAGCUAUUCUGGAAGGAUGCGCCCGAUUGGGUUUGAUCUUUAAAAGCAUCGAUAAUAAUACCCUACAUCUAAAUCGCAUUCUUCACGAAGAAGAUGUACAGGAGUUGCAAUAUGAACGUCUUCAGGUUCUUGAGUUUAGUUCGGAAAGGAAACGUAUGAGCGUCAUUAUACGAGAUGAGAACGAUGUGAUUUGGCUUUAUAGCAAAGGUGCUGAAACCUCCAUUCUACCCAGAUGCAAUAAAAGUCCACAGAUCGAACAGAUCGAUGCCCAGAUAACGGAAUAUGCCAAGGAGGGACUUCGUACUCUUGCCGUUGCCCGACGAACUCUGACCAAAAGUGAAUAUGAAACAUUUGUGGCCUCAAUUAAUAGUGCGAAUAUACAACUGAUGAAUCGGAAGGAAUUAAUUGCACAGUGUUACGAUAAUAUUGAAGUGGGUCUCGAUCUUUUGGGUGCCACAGCUUUGGAGGAUGCUCUGCAGGACAAUGUGGACAAGACAUUGGUAGCCUUACAGGAAGCGGGCCUGAAGAUUUGGGUGCUGACCGGGGACAAGGUGGAGACGGCCUUUAACAUUGGCAUGGCCUGUAAGCACAUACCAUCCUCAGCUGAGGUGCACUUUCUCAUUAAUCUGACGGAUCCAAUGGAGCUAGAAGGGAGACUAAAGCAGAUCGAAGUUGGUCUUUCGAGUGGUUCGUCGAAACUACCAACUGCCUUGGUCAUCGAUGGCACCACUGUGGCUGCUCUGCUCCUGCACCUCCCCAAAAAAUUCGCUGACUUAGCGCUACAAUGUAAGGCGGUGCUCUGUUGUCGAUUGAGUCCGCUGCAGAAGAGUGAGAUUGUCAUGUUGAUUAAGAAAUCCGGGAGUCACAUAACAGCCGCCAUUGGUGAUGGAGCCAACGAUGUGUCAAUGAUUCAGGAGGCGCACAUUGGCAUCGGUAUACCCGGUAGGGAGGGAAAACAAGCAGCCCGUAGUGCCGACUAUGCAAUCGCCAAAUUUGACAUGCUUCAGCGACUUCUCUUGGUCCAUGGACAUUAUAAUACGGAGAGAUUGGCAUUUCUCGUCCUUUUCUAUUGUUACAAAAAUAUUAUUAUUACUGGAUGUAUGGCUCUCUUUCAAGUGUACGACUUGUUUUCGGCUACCUCGGUGUAUAACGAUUUAUAUCUGUGGUUAUUCGACAUUAUCUACAUAUCCUUCAGUUUCACCUAUUUGGCCAUGUCGGAGAAGCAUUAUAGUGAGAAUACUUUGCUAAGAUUCCCCAUCUUGUACAAGGGAAUUGCCCAUAACAAGUUAACCUCAUGGAGAACGUUUAUUAUUUGGAUUUUAAAUGCUGCCGUUCAAAUGCUGAUUAUUUUCUACUUUGCUUAUGCGAUUUUAUAUGACAACAAUAUCGUCUUUAAGCACGGUCAAACGGCGGACUUUUCAACAUUCGGAACUAUGCUUAUAAUGGUGCUGGUUCUGGUCGGAAAUCUGAAGGUACUUCUGGUUUCGCACUACAUGAGUUACCUAAACUUUGCCUUCAUUGUUAUAUCAAUAAUUGCAUUCAUGCUGAGCACUUAUCUCUACAAUUUGGGAGGUGGCAAUACUCUUUAUCACGUUUACAACAUGUUCUUGAGUUCGCUUCCAAUGUGGCUUUAUAUCAUUAUUUCUACGGUUGCAUGUUUAUUACCCGACUUUCUUAUGAAAGCUGUAAAUGAUAUGUUUUUAGAGCCUACCCUUAGACAGAAACGAAAGUCGAGCAAUAGAAGUACAUCUAAAAACUUAGACGCUUAAGUUGAAAUUGUUAUUAUAAGAUUUUAAUAUAUUUGUUGACAACUU
Messenger RNA from Drosophila innubila, 3728 nucleotides. RefSeq names its product probable phospholipid-transporting ATPase IF. Gene Ontology annotation, biological process: phospholipid translocation. The transcript is spliced from 7 exons. The record is from RefSeq and is a predicted model, not a curated record. NCBI's taxonomy places the organism in Eukaryota, Metazoa, Arthropoda, Insecta, Diptera, Drosophilidae. Gene Ontology annotation, cellular component: plasma membrane; endoplasmic reticulum; trans-Golgi network. The coding region runs from base 465 to 3683 and encodes 1072 amino acids. Gene Ontology annotation, molecular function: ATP binding; ATPase-coupled intramembrane lipid carrier activity; magnesium ion binding.